AUGGUCUUCUUGCUAACGGUUACGACCCUAGGCCUUAACCAAUACCAGCCUGACCUGCCCCGGUCUCAUCAAGUUGAUCGUGAAUCUAUUCAAAUACGAGGUAAAAGAGAGCCAUUGCGAGUGGAUGAAAUAAUCAUUCAUACAUCAUCUGAUAACAAAUGCAAUAUGUUAAUACUCUCGACGCUGCUGUUAUCGUUUACGCUCAGUGGACAAUCACUAGGCCCAAAAGCUAUUCCGGAAGAGCUGCGUAAACGUGUCCGUGAAGCACAAACACUUAAUGAUUUGAAGUCUGUUGCAAAUCUUGCUUAUGCACCGCAUUUAAUCGAGCACAAGAACCAAAAGACACUGAGAUUGUCCCCGAGUCUACGUCUAUCUAAUGAACGGAGUAUGGUGAAGUUGCAAGGAGCUAGUGCGUUCGCUUUUUCAAUGAAUUCUGAACGUUCUGAUCAUCAACCCGACCUAAACGGUAUGUUUUUUUUGAUAAAACGCCGUUCUUGGAAUUCACACUGA
Messenger RNA from Gongylonema pulchrum, 510 nucleotides. NCBI's taxonomy places the organism in Eukaryota, Metazoa, Nematoda, Chromadorea, Rhabditida, Gongylonematidae. The record is from the annotation of a GenBank genome assembly.